Phodopus roborovskii (desert hamster) is the source of this 1389-nucleotide messenger RNA. RefSeq names its product 5-hydroxytryptamine receptor 4 (gene Htr4). The record is from RefSeq and is a predicted model, not a curated record. The transcript has 5 exons. Gene Ontology annotation, cellular component: plasma membrane. Gene Ontology annotation, biological process: chemical synaptic transmission; adenylate cyclase-activating adrenergic receptor signaling pathway; regulation of appetite. The coding region runs from base 1 to 1263 and encodes 420 amino acids. Gene Ontology annotation, molecular function: G protein-coupled serotonin receptor activity. Lineage: Eukaryota; Metazoa; Chordata; Mammalia; Rodentia; Cricetidae.
AUGCUACUACUCCUGGUUGAUGAUGAACUGAACUUCCUAAAGAUUGAAGGGGAUCAAGUUAAUUCCUUUCCAGUGUCUUUGAGGCUCCCUCACAUCUUUGUAUUUUGUUUUCUCAUAUCCUCCAGUUCCAACGAGGGUUUUGGGUCUGUGGAAAAGAUCGUGCUGCUAACAUUCCUCUCAGUAGUCAUCCUGAUGGCCAUCCUAGGCAACCUGUUGGUGAUGGUGGCUGUGUGCAGGGACAGGCAGCUCAGGAAAAUAAAAACCAAUUAUUUCAUUGUGUCUCUUGCCUUUGCCGAUCUGCUGGUUUCGGUGCUGGUGAUGCCCUUUGGUGCCAUUGAGCUGGUUCAAGACAUCUGGAUUUAUGGGGAGAUGUUUUGCUUGGUCCGGACCUCUCUGGAUGUCCUCCUUACCACAGCAUCAAUUUUUCACCUAUGCUGCAUUUCACUGGAUAGGUAUUAUGCCAUCUGCUGCCAACCAUUGGUUUAUAGAAGCAAGAUGACCCCUGUGCGCAUCGCAUUAAUGUUGGGAGGCUGCUGGGCCAUUCCCAUGUUUAUAUCUUUUCUCCCCAUAAUGCAAGGCUGGAACAACAUCGGCAUAGUUGAUGUGAUAGAGAAAAGGAAAUUCAGCCACAACUCUAAUUCAACAUGCUGUGUCUUCAUGGUCAACAAGCCCUACGCUAUCACCUGCUCCGUGGUGGCCUUCUACAUCCCGUUUCUCCUCAUGGUGCUGGCCUAUUACCGUAUCUAUGUAACUGCUAAGGAGCAUGCCCAGCAGAUCCAGAUGUUACAACGGGCAGGAGCCACCCCUGAAAGCAGGCCCCAGCCAGCCGACCAACACAGCACACACCGCAUGAGGACAGAGACCAAGGCAGCCAAGACUUUGUGUGUCAUCAUGGGCUGCUUCUGUUUCUGCUGGGCUCCCUUCUUUGUCACCAAUGUUGUGGACCCUUUCAUAGACUACACUGUCCCAGAGCAGGUGUGGACUGCUUUCCUCUGGCUUGGCUAUAUCAAUUCAGGGUUGAACCCCUUUCUCUAUGCCUUCUUGAAUAAGUCUUUUAGACGUGCCUUCCUCAUUAUCCUCUGCUGUGAUGAUGAACGCUACAGAAGACCCUCCAUUCUGGGCCAGACGGUCCCCUGCUCAACCACAACCAUUAAUGGAUCCACACAUGUGCUAAGGGAUGCAGUGGAAUGUGGUGGCCAAUGGGAGAGUCGGUGCCACCUCACAGCAACUUCUUUGGUGGCUGCUCGGCCCAGUGAUACUUAGGCCCCUGGGACAAUGACCUAGAAGACAGCUGUGGCUCGAAAAGAGGCCAGUCCUAAGCUGCUACAUGUGUGUAUGUGGCUGCUCCUGGCACUCUGUUCUCCAAGGCUUUCCAACAGCAUGCAGCAA